This is a messenger RNA of Adelges cooleyi (spruce gall adelgid), 502 nucleotides long. RefSeq lists its product as uncharacterized. The transcript is spliced from 4 exons. The record is from RefSeq and is a predicted model, not a curated record. Lineage: Eukaryota; Metazoa; Arthropoda; Insecta; Hemiptera; Adelgidae. The coding region runs from base 80 to 502 and encodes 140 amino acids.
GCCACUGGGAGAGUAUAAACUAAAAUUUAAAGCUAUAUUUCCAUGUGAACCUACUAAAAAUCACAAGUUACAGUAUAACAUGUAUUUAAGUAAGACAAGUGCGACUGAAUUUGAAAUAAAGGGCAAUGUAACUUAUUUAAUUCCAUUUGACGAUUCUGUUAGCCUUAACAUUAAUUUGGCCAAUAAAGGAUCAAUCGGUGGCUGGGUAGAGAAUGCACAUGUCUACACCACGACUAAUGCUUGCUCGAAGUUGAAGUACUUAUUGGGAGAUUCAUGGAAAGAUUAUUGUCAAGGAUUUAAUUUUCCUGACUUAGAAUGUCCAAUGAAGCCGGGCAUUUACGUGUCAUCUGGAAUUAACACUAACAAAAUGAAGAAUACUAAUUUCCCGAAGACAUUUUUUUAUGGGGAGUAUAAAAUGGUAAUUACGUAUACAAGCAGUAAGGGAGAAAAACUUGGUUGUCUCGUGAUAGUUUUGGAUAUUAUACGACCAUGGGAGACUUAA